Thyridium curvatum is the source of this 1071-nucleotide messenger RNA. RefSeq lists its product as uncharacterized. The coding region runs from base 1 to 1071 and encodes 356 amino acids. Gene Ontology annotation, biological process: butanediol biosynthetic process. Gene Ontology annotation, molecular function: (R,R)-butanediol dehydrogenase activity. Gene Ontology annotation, cellular component: cytoplasm. The transcript has 4 exons. The record is from RefSeq and is a predicted model, not a curated record. Lineage: Eukaryota; Fungi; Ascomycota; Sordariomycetes; Thyridiales; Thyridiaceae.
AUGAUGAGAGCUGCUAGAUACUACGGCAAGGAGGAUAUCCGGAUCGAGCAAAUCCCUUCGCCGUCCAUAAAGCCAGGACAAGUCAAGAUCGCACCCGCCUUUGUCGGCAUCUGUGGAACCGACCUACACGAAUACCUGGGCGGCCCCAACUUUUGCCCUGAGCACCCGCAUCCCGUCACUCACGAGACCAUCCCCGUCACCCUCGGCCACGAAUUCUCGGGCGUUAUCACCGAGGUCAGCCCCGACGUCAAGGGGUUCGAGGUCGGCCAGCACUGUGCCGUCCAGCCGACCAUCUUCUGUGGCCACUGUGCCGCCUGCCACGACGGCGCGCUUAACGUCUGCCAUGAUGGCGGCUUUGUCGGCCUGAGCGGCGGCGGCGGCGGCCUCAGCGACUCCGUGUGUGUAAGCGCCACACAUGUCUUCAAGCUUCCAGAAAACUUGACGCUCGAGACGGGCGCUCUUGUCGAGCCCUUGUCCGUAGGGUGGCAUGCCAUCACGGCGGCCCCGGGGCUCGGACCCGAGGCGGUCGUUGUCGUCAUGGGCGGCGGUCCGAUCGGCUUGGCGACCAUCCUCUGUCUGAAGGCCAAGAAUGUGCACAACAUCAUCGUGUCCGAGAUUGCAGCCUCUAGGCAGAAUUUUGCCCGCGAGUUCGGGGCUACCGAGAUCGUCAAUCCGAUAAAAGACAACCUCAACGAAGUGGUAAUGCGUGUCAGUGACGGGCGAGGAGCCGAUGCCGUGUUCGACUGCGCAGGUGUCCCUGCGAGUAUCAAGAGCGCAUGUGAGAUUGUCAAGGUGAAGGGAACAGUUGUCAAUGUGGCAAUCUGGGAGAAGGAGAUCCCCUUCAACCCCAACUGGAUCACAUGGAAAGAGAGUUCCUAUAAAUCUGUUCUCGGGUACCAAAAGGAGGACUAUGAAGCUGUUAUUGAAAACUUGAGGACAGGCGCCAUCAACCCAAAGGGCAUGAUCACACGAAAGAUCAAAUUAGAGAAUCUGGUUGAAGAUGGCAUCAAGACUUUGAUCCAUGACAAAGACAGUCACGUCAAGAUCCUGGUUGAUGUAAAUGAUAAAUGA